CUAAGUUUUUACAAAGUAAACAAGACGCAAGUGAAAACUAGGCGCUGACAAUUUAGUUAUUUUGUUUUAAAUAUGAAUUCGAAAGUGUAUAAGUGGUGUGGGGUCCCGCAGUGUAAGAACACAUCCAUAAAAACUCCUGAUAAGUUAUUUGUGUACGUUCCUCAGAAUAAAACAAUACGAAACAAGUGGCUUAAACUUGCAAGGCGAGAUUUAAAAACAGCCCCCUGUACUCAACUUUAUUUUUGUGAAGAUCACUUUGAUUUACCAAAAGAUAUGGAUAAUUAUAUGGAAUAUCAUUUGAUGGGGUCGGUGUCACAGAUCCGCAUGAAGCAGGGGUGUAUGCCCACUAAAUUUGAAUGUCAACCAGACCGAAGAAAACGAACAUCAGAUGCUACAGAAAGACCGUAUAUUCUCAAAAAACAAAGAAAGACAUUAAUAGAAGAAUGUCAGAAAGAUUUAGUAGAAAUAAGCACUAAACAGGUGAAACUUGAAGAGAUGUCAUAUGGAAGUACAGCUUCUCAAGCAUCCAUAAGCAAUAUUUCACAAGAAAAUGCGCCUAAGACGGCAGAUAAAUCAAUUCAAGUAAACAUUAAACAUAAGUUUAGAAGUAAAGCCACCCAAACAAAACCUAAUACAGUAAACGAUAUGACAUCACCUUUGAAACCUUUUAGACGAUCUGUAUCUACAUCACCAUUUAAAGUUAAAAAUAAGAUUACUGCUGAACCAUCAAUGUCCAACGUACAGAAAUUACUCAGGAUAAAGGAAGAAUCUGAUAGUGAUACUUCAUGUUAUUCACCAUCUGUAACGCAGAGAGAUUCAUCACCAUCAGCAAUAUUUCUACAAAUGGAGUCUACUUCAGACUGCAGGGAAUUGAUUGAAGAAGAUAAAAAACAGGUUUUAAAAAUGGAAUUUACCAUUGAGGAAAUUGAUUCCUAGGCAGUUGACAGACUAACGUCAGUGGGGCAGAUCAUGUCAAUAAAAUAUGUUACAACUUUAUAAUGUUGUAAUUGUGACCUGCCGGCUGGGUUUGACAUAGCGCGAUCAAACUACGUAGAUCCCCCAUCUGUCUAGGAAUAAACUUCUCUGAUAGUACCUACAUUGUUACAAUAAAUAUAACUAAUAAUCCACUUUCUUACAUUGGAGUUCCUAAAACCUGUUUCUACUUAAUAAAUUGAAUAUUCAUGUAAAACAUAUACUUAUAUGUUUAGCUAAUACCAAAAUAUACACUUAAUGGUUAUGUAAAGUAUUAUAUUAC
Molecule: messenger RNA, 1255 nt
Organism: Aricia agestis (brown argus)
Lineage: Eukaryota; Metazoa; Arthropoda; Insecta; Lepidoptera; Lycaenidae
Exons: 3
Coding region: 73-936 (287 amino acids)
Source: RefSeq, a predicted model, not a curated record